AAUGCCUGAAACUGCACAUGGUAUAGAGGGAGCCCUCCCCAUCCUAUAAAUAUUAGAUUACACAAGUACUUGGUAUCCCCCAAUUACUUUAGUUCAAGCAAAUACAGGUAUCAUAGUUAGCUGCCUUGAGGAAGAUGUCUUCCCAUCAUUCUCUUCCUCUUGUCGCCCACGAGUAUUUGGUUCAGAAUUCAAAGACAGAUAUCAUUCGUCGGUCGGCGAAUUACCAUCCUAGCAUAUGGGGUGAUCAAUUCCUCAAAUAUGCUCCACCUGCUAUGGUAUAUGAAGCUUGUCCUGAGCAUGUUGAAGAGCUGAAAGAAGAAGUAAGGAGGAUGCUAAUGGCCGAUGCCAAUGAUCCAUCAAAGAAAUUGAACUUGAUUGAUUCGUUACAACGGCUUGGUGUGGCAUACCAGUUUGAAGAAGAGAUAGAGGAGUUGUUAGAGAAGAUGCAUGAUGCCCUCCCUGUUGAUGGUUUAGACGGCUGCAGCCAUCUUUACACCAUUGCUUUAUGGUUUCGAUUACUGAGACAACAAGGGUAUAAUGUCUCCUGCAAUGUUUUCAAUAGGUUCAAGGAUAGCAAAGGCAGCUUCAACGAGGAAUUGAUUAAAGAUGUGCCUGGCAUGCUAUGCUUGUAUGAAGCUACUUUUCUCAAGGUACAUGAAGAAGACAUUUUAGAUGAAGCCUUGACCUUCACAACCACUCAACUUAAAUCUAUAGUUACUGAUUUAAAGCCUCCUCUUGCAACACAAGUGAUUCAUGCAUUGAAACAACCCCUCCACAAGGGCAUGCCAAGAUUAGAAGCUAGGCAUUACAUCACUGUUUAUCAAGAAUUUAAGACAAAGAAUGAGACGCUGCUGAAGCUUGCUAAGUUGGAUUUCAAUUCACUGCAGUUAAUUCAUCGGCAAGAGCUAAGCCAACUCUCAAGAUGGUGGAAAGAUUUAGACUUCGCAACUAAACUCCCUUAUGCUAGAGACCGACUCGUGGAAUGUUAUUUUUGGAUAGUGGGGGUCUAUUUUGAGACACAUUACUCUCUUGCUAGAAUGAUCUUAACCAAAGUUAUAACCAUGACUUCAAUCAUUGAUGAUACCUACGAUGUAUAUGGCACACUUGAAGAACUUAAGCUCUUCACAGAUGCAAUUGACAGGUGGGACAUAAGCGGCAUGGAGCAACUUCCCGAAUACAUGAAAGUGCUUUAUUCUGCACUUCUAGAUGUUUACAAUGAGAUCAAGCAAAAUCUGAUAAAGAAAGGACAAUCUUAUCGAGUUAAUUAUGCAAUAGAGGCAAUGAAGAGGCAGGUCAGAUCAUACUUAAUAGAAGCCUUAUGGUUUAAUGAAGGAUGCAUUCCAACGUUUGAAGAGUAUAUGGGAAUUGCAUUAACCUCCUGUGGUUAUCCUAUGCUUAUAGUCACAUCCUUUGUUUGCAUGGGAGAUAUUGUCACAAAGGAGACGUUAGACUGGGCCAUUGAUGAUCCUAAACUUAUUAGGGCUUCGGCAUUAAUAUGCCGGCUUAUGGAUGAUAUUGCAUCCCACAAGGUAGAGCAAGCGAGAGGAGAUGUUUGUUCGAGUGUUGAGUGCUAUAUGAAACAACAUAGAGUGACAGAGCAAGAGGCAUGUGAUGAGCUUCAUAGAAGAGUGGAGAAGGCAUGGAAAGAUAUAAACGAAGAGUGCAUCAAACCAAGUAGGAGUCCCGUUCCAUUAAUGCCAUUUCUGAUGCAGAUUGUCAAUUUUACGCGUAUGAUGGAUGUCAUAUAUAAACAUGAUGAUGGAUACAGUAAUGCCGCUCAAGUGCUGAAAGAGUACAUCACCUUCUUGUUCAUUGAUCCAAUAUGAUUUUCUCAUUAAUUGGAUAUGUAUUUGUAAACGACAGAUGCUCACUAUUGAGUCCCAUUAUGAUCAAUUUAACGUACGUAAAAAAGUGCCUUCAGUGUCUGUCUA
Molecule: messenger RNA, 1931 nt
Organism: Macadamia integrifolia
Lineage: Eukaryota; Viridiplantae; Streptophyta; Magnoliopsida; Proteales; Proteaceae
Product: (-)-germacrene D synthase-like
Exons: 7
Coding region: 135-1826 (563 amino acids)
Biological process (GO): diterpenoid biosynthetic process
Molecular function (GO): magnesium ion binding; terpene synthase activity
Source: RefSeq, a predicted model, not a curated record